Molecule: messenger RNA, 762 nt
Organism: Sclerotinia trifoliorum
Lineage: Eukaryota; Fungi; Ascomycota; Leotiomycetes; Helotiales; Sclerotiniaceae
Source: the annotation of a GenBank genome assembly
CCUUGCUUGAAGUUGCCGUUGUAUUGAUUGCUUGGUGAAGUAUAUCAAGCAAACAAAGAAAAGAUGGCCGCUCCAGCAUCUGCCUAUAAGGAUAGGCAAUUCCUCGCUGUUAUUGGUGAUGAGGUGAGCUUCAAACUUACCCAAGCUGUUGUCAAUAUCGCUAAUCGGCCUUGUAGGAUUCCGUAACUGGAUUGUUGUUGGCAGGUAUUGGUGUACGAAAUACCCUAUUCCACUAUACGUUUACUGCUUGAAAGGGAGGUCACUGAUGUAGGUAUAGCAUGUCACCUCGCCACCGGACUCGCAGAAGAACUUCCUCGUUGUCGAUAGCAAGACCGAUAAUGCUGCCAUUGAGGAAGCCUUCGAGAGAUUCACAACUGAGAGGAAGGAUAUUGGUAUUCUCUUGAUCAACCAACAUGUAAGAUUAUUGUGAAAACUAGUGAUAGAGGCCACGAGACUAAGAGAAGUUCUGCAGAUUGCGGAACGUAUACGCCAUCGGGUUGAUACCUACACAGCCGCAUUCCCAGCAUUGCUGGAGAUACCUAGCAAGGACCACCCAUACGACCCAGAGAAGGAUAGUGUUCUGCGAAGAGUCCGAAGACUCUUUGGAGAGUGAGAGUUAGUACAGGCAAUUCUAGGAGGUGAUUACACGUUGUUGUCGGGGUUGUGUGUUUAUAUUGCUAGAGAGUUGGGCGUUUUCGAGGUUGACACUUGGAACGGGUUAUUUAUAUCAAACAAUGAAUACAAGAGCAUGCCAAUGUCACG